This is a messenger RNA of Capsella rubella, 1258 nucleotides long. Its product is annotated as nucleolin 1. The record is from RefSeq and is a predicted model, not a curated record. Lineage: Eukaryota; Viridiplantae; Streptophyta; Magnoliopsida; Brassicales; Brassicaceae. Gene Ontology annotation, molecular function: U1 snRNA binding; mRNA binding. Gene Ontology annotation, cellular component: U2-type prespliceosome; U1 snRNP; precatalytic spliceosome. Bases 339 to 881 code for a protein of 180 amino acids. Gene Ontology annotation, biological process: mRNA splicing, via spliceosome. The transcript has 15 exons.
AGGAGGAGACAACUAAAGGACUUGGUGAUAGUCUCCUGUACAAUUCUGACCAGACUAAUUUAAUCUCUGUGGAGGAGGAGACAGUACUGGAGGGACUUGAUGAUGGCAUUCCAGUUCCUGAGAAAGUGCUCGCUGUUGCCAAUCUCUCUCCCCAGACUAAAAUAUCAGAUAUCAAAUGUAUAUUCGGAGGUAUUUCCGUUGCUAGUGUUCGACUUAUUGUGAACAACGAGGGCAAGCAUUUGGGCUAUGCCUUUGUUGAGUUUGCUUCUCCUUUCGGCGCACACAAGGCUCUGAAAGAGAAGAACGGUGCAUAUUUGUACGAUCAUAAGAUUUAUUUGAUGUCAGGACAUGAUCAUGAAACUCCCGACUAUGUUGAGGCAGUUGCCGCACAAAGAAAGACCAUCUUUGUCUCUAAUCUCUCUCCCCAAACUGAAAUAUCACAUAUUAUCAAUUUCUUCAAAGAUGUUGGAGAAGUUGUUCAUGUUCGACUUAUUGUAGACAAGAAGGGCAUGCAUGUGGGUUCUGGCUUUGUUGAGUUUUCUUCUGAUAACGAAGCAGAGAAGGCGCUGGAAAAGAAGAACGGUGAAUAUUUGCAUGAUCACGAGAUUUUUCUAGAAGUGGUUGAGGAGGCUCCAUACUAUUAUCCACCCGAGUAUUGCAUAGAUUACAAUGUUUGGUACGAAGACUACCUUAGACAAGAAAGCCUUCUGAUGGAAGAAAAAAAGGCAGUGGAAGGACUUGAUGAAACUCCCGAUUUUGUUGAGCCAUUUGCUGUAACAAAGAAGACGCUCUUUUUGUCCGGUUUCUCUCACAGACUAAGCUAUGGGAUAUCAUCAGUCUCUUUAAAAAAGAAGAAGUUGCUAGUGUUCGACUUAUUGUAGACGACAGGGGUAAGCAUUUGGGCUGCGCGUUUAUUGAGUUUUUUACUGCUGAGGAAGCAGAGAAGGCUGUGGAAGACAAGAAUGGUGCACGUUUGACCUUCUAUAAUAUUUAUCUUCGCUUGGCAGAGACAGCUCCAUACCCUCUCGGACCAAAGUACGAGUACGACCUUGUAGAAAAGCUUUGGUACGAAGACAAACUUCGAGGAGAAAGAAGCCUAGUUUUGACGGAGAACAAGCCUACGUAUCUGAUAAAACAGAAACAGAAGAAACAGGGGAGCUCUGUCUUCUGCGGUGAGAAGACUGUCUUUUCUUGCGACGACUGAUGUUAGAAGCGAUUUGGGGUUAUAGUUAUGUGUUAAAAAUUCUAGUCUGUACGA